Moesziomyces aphidis is the source of this 3531-nucleotide messenger RNA. The record is from the annotation of a GenBank genome assembly. NCBI's taxonomy places the organism in Eukaryota, Fungi, Basidiomycota, Ustilaginomycetes, Ustilaginales, Ustilaginaceae.
AUGGUCAACAUGACAUGCCCCACGAUCCCGGACAAGCCUGCCGAUCCCAAGCCUUUCUUCGAGAAUGGACAGAUCGACUUCAAGGCGCACGACGUCGGUUGGCUCGUGUGCGGCAUCAUGGCGCUCGUCGCCACCAUCUCAUCCGCCUGGCUCAUCUGGAAGCACCUCACCUACUACACCUGUCCGCAGCAGCAGCGCCACAUCGUGCGCCUCCUCAUCAUGGUGCCCAUCUACGCCAUCGUCUCCUUCAUGUCCUACCUCUUCUAUCACGAGGCGCUCUACUACCAGACCAUCCGCGACUGCUACGAGGCCGUGCUCGUCACCUCCUUCUUCUACCUCAUCCUCGCCUACACCGGCGACACGCGCGCAGAACAGCACGCCGUAUUCCGCAACAUCGAUCUCGGCGACCGCUUCUGGGUCUGGCCGUUUGGCUCGUGGAAGUACCGCCCGGACGGCCUCCACUUCCUCUGGCUCAUGAAGAUCUGGGUGCUUCAGUACGCCAUCAUCCGGCCCCUCUGCACCUUUAUCGCCGUCGGCACAGAGUACUUUGGCUACUAUUGCCUCCACAGCUGGAUGCCGUGGUUCACUCAUGUUUGGUGCGCCCUCUUUAUCAGCAUCUCGGUCAGUGUGGCCAUGUAUUGCCUCAUCCAGCUCUACAUGCCCGUCCGCAAGCUCGUCGACCCCUACAAACCAAUCCUCAAGUUCCUCUCGAUCAAGACCAUCGUCUUCCUCACCUUCUGGCAGGACACGCUGCUCUCGUUCCUCGUCAGCUUUGGUGCCAUCAAGGAGACCGAGUACUUCACCGCCGAGCAGAUCCAGGCGGGCAUCAAUGCGCUCCUCCAGUGCUUUUGGAUGCUCCUCUUUGGCUUUAUCCACAUCAAGGCGUUCAGCUACCUGCCGUAUCGCCCCGAGGACCGCUCGCGCACCACGCUGCGCGGCAAAGCGCUGCUCGACUCGCUCGACUUCCGCGACUGGUUCUGGGAGAUGAAAGAGAGCACGCGCUACAUCGCCGCACGCUCCAAGGGCAAGAACUACACGCUCGCGGAAGACUUGCGUGCCAAGCGCCACGAGCAUCUGCUCAACGCGCUCGGCAAACAGCGCACCGCCAACCUCGAGGCGGAGAUCGACGUCGAAAAGGCCAACAUGCCCACCUUCUGGAAGAACCCCGAAGACGCACAGUUCUGGUCGCCACACUCGGAAGAGACCCAGUCGGCCUUCGACUCAAACCAUCGCUCCUCCAAGACUUCCUCUCGUCCUACUAGCGGCUCGACCGAUGCCUAUUCGGCGCUGCCCAAUCCAGUCGCAAGGCAUUCUCGCACCAGCAGCAAGCUCGCUCCCUCGCACGGCCAACGACCGACGGCGGCCGACUCGCACACGAUGAGGGCGGCAGAGCUGCAGAGACUCGUGGCCGAGCUCGAUCUGCAGCAAGUCGAUGCGUCGACGGUCCUUGCUGGCGGACGGCGUGACAAUGAUCUCGAGGAUGGAAAUCACGAACGCACUGCACUGAUGCACGAUGGGGCGGGCAGUAGGGAGAAGGCGCAUUCCAACGAGGCAGACCCGUAUCCGGAGCUGACGCAGUACCAUGCGCCGACCAUUCAGCUGGCCAAUGUGCCUUCAUUGAGUUACGACGCCGACACGCAGUCGAGCGGCGCGCGCAGGACGCUCGACCUGAGCGCUGUCGCCGAGGAGGACGAAGACGAGUCGCAUACGCGGCAGCCAUCCCGCAUCGCGCCCGGCGUUGGUGCGUUUGGCAUUGCAGCAUGGCUCGGCUGGAACGGCAAUCCCGCGCCGCAGCAACAACAGAAUGCGUUCUUGCAUCCUGGAACCGCAGAGCAGCAGCACGGCAUGCCGUCGCCCGAGGCAGAUGGAAAGGGCUGGUGGCGCAACUACUGGGAGCGCGUCUCGAACCCGGGCAGCCGCGAGCCAUCCAUCGCAGGUAUCGACGACGAAGAAAAGGAGCCGCUCACCGCUGCGAAUCGGCCAGCAGUCAUGCGUCAGGUUACAGCCGGAUCUUGGGGAACCGACAACGUCCUCAGCGAUACCCAUCCGCCUCAGGGUGAGCAGCAAGACGGAGUGAAUCAUCGAAGUUUGCCUCCGCUGCCGCCUCUGCAGAUCGACACUGCCGGGCAGAGCCGUGAUGCGCGCCGGGCCGGGAGCUCCGACAGUGCGACGUCGCCAUCGUCGCGCAUCAGUCCGCAUGCCGAUUCUCCGCUGUCUCGCCUGAUCCAAACGUCGCGCGACUCGUUCAGCUCGCUCAACCGCGACGAGAUCCGCGCGCAGCUCGACGCUCCACCAUCGCGGCCACGGCUCGCUGAGCCCAUCGCCAGCAGGCCCGGUGAAAGACGCGAGGUUGGACCUGCACCGGCAACUGUGCAGAAUGUGGCACCGGCACGACCGGCGCCUGCACCUCGACAGAUGUCAUUUGCACCAUCGUCCAAGCAGGCGAGUGUGAGUCGGGUCACGUCGACGACGCGAUCGGGCGCAAACAGCAGCAGCAAGCACGCAACGUCGGUGUACGAGUCGGCCGCAUCGACGGCUGCGCGCCAGAUGGCCGAGGAGAUGACGACGUCUGCCGACUCCAAGCACCGCAUCGUGUUUGCCGAUGCGCUGGUGCCCGACGAGCAGCCAGCGGAAGAAGCGGCGGUGGUACCGGCGAAGAAGACGCUGCCUCCGGCAGUGGGGCCCAAGGGAAAGCUGUUCAGCCUCGUGCUGCCUUCGCCGCUAUCGCCUGCGCGCUAUCCGUACGGCACAGAGGGCCCAGCACAGCCAGUGCUAGCAUCAGCACCAACGGCGGUAGAGCCUUCAGCCGUGCGUCAGCCAUCUGCUGCAGCGAGUGCGUCGGUGACACAGGCGGGGGCGGGGGGAUCGUUGAGGUGGGCAACACAGCCUGCUAAGCCGCUCAAGCCUAGCGAGGAGCGUGCGCCUGAGCCUGCGCCCAAACUCCCCACCAAGGGUGUCAUCACCGUCGGUGGAAUGAGUCUCGCCCAGGCCAAGGCACAAGCUCAAGCAGAAGCGCAAGCUCAGUCUCAAGCCCAGGCGCAGGUGCAGGUGCAGCGUUCCGAGCGGGGUGCUGAGCCUAGCAAGCGCACCGAGGGAAAGUUGGUUCUGCCAGCUCCAUCGACCAUGGCGAGAGGUGAGGCUGAAGAUCCCUAUCGCGCUGGUGCACUCGCACAUACGCCACAGCGCGAACCUCAACGCGAGCCACGACGUGCGGUUGCAGAUGGACGCAGCACCACCACUGCCGCCACUCGCACAUCCAUGAGCACAGCCUUCGAAGUCGGAUCCAUCGUCCCCCGCCAUACCACACACCAACAACAUCCCCCGCUCAGCGGAUACUACUCGUCAGUAAGACAGAAUUUGCAACCUGUGCAACGAUACCCGCACCAAUAUCCCCAGCCCCAACAUCAACACCAACCUCAUCCUCAACCCCAACGACAACCCCACUUUCGGCCUCAGCCUCUGCAGCAAACCCAACACCAGCAAAGAGGCAACGCUGCAACCCAGUUCCACUUUGAAUACUACCGCGACUAG